This is a messenger RNA of Ceraceosorus bombacis, 706 nucleotides long. The record is from the annotation of a GenBank genome assembly. Lineage: Eukaryota; Fungi; Basidiomycota; Exobasidiomycetes; Ceraceosorales; Ceraceosoraceae.
AUGGUGUCUGGCGCAGUCAUCCGCAGGGGCCACCCCGUCACCUUCAUCUUCGUCGCCGUCAUCAGCUUCAUCGUGGCAGUCAUUGCCAGCACUCUGACCACCAACUACAACAAUGAUGGGGGUCAGACUGCGCACCUGACUGGAAGUGUGAGGUACCUCACCUUUGUUGGCUGGUUCAACUUCCUCGCUGCGAUUGUCUUGGUGAGUGAAGUGCAAACAUUGGGCGGCGCAGGCUGCGGCCGUACUGCCGGAUGCAGUGAUCGACGCCGAUGCCCGAAACAUCAGGUCCGGCCACUGACAUCGUCUCGUUCCCUUGCGUCUUCCUGCUGUUGCACAGACUGUGCUCUUCCUCACAGGCAAGGGCGGCAUCCUCACCUCGGUGGCUGGGCACGCUAUCCUCGUCUUCUGGAUGUUCCUUUUCCAGCUGGCCGGAGCUGGCACCAUCACAGAUGCCCUUGGCGGAGCGGUGGACUGCUCUAGUACGGACGGCCUCAGGUACUGCAACUCUCUCGAAGCUCUGAUGGCCUUUUCAUGGAUCUCAACGUGAGUAGGCGCUUCGCACCCAAUGACCGUUGUCUUACACGCCUUUUUGCUCGCUGCUCUGUCAUCUAGGAUCGCGCUCUUCUUUGCGCUGAUCGUUAUCGGCAUUGUUGGCGCCGGUGCUAUUCGUGGUGGCAGAGGUACCAAGGAAACCCUUGGUGCCUAG